This is a messenger RNA of Pseudovirgaria hyperparasitica, 861 nucleotides long. RefSeq lists its product as uncharacterized. The record is from RefSeq and is a predicted model, not a curated record. NCBI's taxonomy places the organism in Eukaryota, Fungi, Ascomycota, Dothideomycetes, Acrospermales, Acrospermaceae. Bases 1 to 861 code for a protein of 286 amino acids. The transcript is spliced from 3 exons.
AUGCUGGAACCGCAUGUUGACCCGGCUGCUCGAGAAUCCUCGACUGCGUUCCCGCUGGAUGGUCUUACCUUUGAUAUCUCUUCGAUGCCGGAGGAGGACCUUGUAGCAUACGGAAACGUCGCUCCUGUUCUUUAUUCGCUUGCGAGCAUGAAAGUCGUGCGACUGUCCAAAUCUCUAGUCAUGAAGUUUGGGAACACUGUUCUAGCCUCAGAAGGCGAGACGAUGAAAUAUGUCGCAAUGAAAUUUCCCAAAUUCAUGUUACCACGAGUUCACCGAUGUUUCAACAUCCAGGAAACCAUCUCAUAUUUCGGUGAUGAAUUAAGUCCGGGUACUCGCGAAAGCGUGAUCAAACAGGUUGCGGUAAUGAUUAAUCAAUUACAAUCUAUACGCUGCGAUCGUCCCGGCGGUAUUAGCGGUGAGAAAUCCCGUGGUAUGUGGUUUAGUGACUAUGGCGCAGGGCCAUUCCGAUCGAAAGAAGUUUUCCAGGAUUGGAUCGCCUGGAAACUUAAGAUGAGCAAGCGCUACCAGCAUGCCUUACCGGAAACUCUAGCCCUAGAGUGUUCUACCUUUGUCCUCGUGCAUGGAGAUAUUAGCCCUCGCAAUCUAGUCCUAGGCAAUAAUAACCAGAUCUGGAUGAUCGAUUGGGGUUAUGCUGGAUUUUAUCCUCCAAUAUUCGAAGCCGCCACUAUUAAACAUCAACUACAAUUUCAAUCAUUCUCGCAAUUACUUUUACCCCAUAUCUAUAACCAUCCUGAGGAGCUAGCGCAGCUUGAGGCCUGUAGCUAUGGCAUCCACCGAGUCCCCUUUUCGCUCCCACCAGAGAUGGAAAAGGAUAGCGAGGUGGAUCUCUCGGCAGCAUGA